AGGCAAAAGGGCAGGCAACAAUCAAGAAAACUUCACCACCCAAAUAAACACCAUAAAGUCAGUAAAGAUGCUAAUCAUGCAAAUUAUGUAUAAUUUAACCACAUAUGGUCUGUUUUGAAGGUCUUUUUCAAAUGUAAAAUGUUUCACUUGCACUUAUUCAUCUCAUGUGUCAUCAUGCUCUAAAUGUCAGUGUUUAAGAGGUAUAUAAGAGGCUUAUAGAUGUUAGAGUAUUAAGGGUAUUUAUUCACUUACUACAAGGAAAUGUCACUUAUGGGAUUCUAGGAUAUAAUUAAAGAAAAUAGCACAAACCAAUAUAAGCUAAAAAUUCUUUCAAAAUCCAUAAUUUCACAUAAAUUCCUGAAAUAUUUUCAGAUAAUGUCUAUUUCAGGAAUAAUAUAGAUUUCUCUCAUGUCCUUUGAGCAAAUGUGUUUAGAGACAAUAUUUGCAAUUCUGACCCAAACUUCAUUCAAAACCUUUGUCACAAAAAUCUUGAAAAUAUUCACCAAUACCCAAUUUUAUGUCAAAAACCUCAUUUAUAUUUUAAUGCACUUAUAAUAAGGACUUUUUUAAAAUGUGAAAAUGUUAAAAUUGUAUUCAUUUUUAAAAUAAAAUAUUAAAUAUUACUUAUCACCUGGUAUGAAUAUUUAUUACAUUAUACCAUGUCCAAUUUAAGCAUAAUUUCUUUUAACUUUUUAAACUAAUGAAAUAAAAAGUUCAAACUCUAAAUAAAAUUAAUUAAACACCAUAAAAAGACCAGAAUAACAAAACCCAAAAACUUACACAAAGCACUGCAAAUCUAAAUGUAACAAUUUCAGAGUUCCCUGGAGAAUAUGAAAUAUGACAAAAUAACUAAAAUCAAAUUAACCAAACAAAAUCAACCAAAAACCAAAUCAGCACACAGACGAAAUGUUUAAGUGUUUUAAGGCAAUAAAACCCAGUGCAACAACUCAUCAUAUUAAUCUGAUCAACCCUACUGGGUUUCUGACUCACAACUGGAACAAGUUCUUAAGUUCUGAUUUCUGUGGCUAAAAAUAAAAGCAUGUUCAAGGACAGCAAAUGACAAGGCAAACUAAGUCAUAGUUAUGCUGAUUUUUAUUUGAUCAGAUUUAGUUUAACCAUCUUAAACAUGCAUAUCUGAAAACCACGUUCUAUGACUGUGGUUAGCUCUGCUGGUUUAGUGGAUGCUUAAAGAAGCAGCUGGACAGAUGGAUCAACUGGCUGAACCACAUUUCAUCUCAUCCCUAGACCUCACCACUUAAUAUUCCAGAUACGACACAUGCACAUUCCCGGUCAACAGGAAAUUAAAGACCUGCAGCACCACAAUGCCGUCUAAUGAGCUAGCAAGCAAGAAGGAAACGUACAACAAUCCCUGUGGAGGGUAUGACCUAUGCCUAACCCAUGGAUGAAAAAUGUACUUUUUUCAUCCACAGCAGGAGAUUUUAGCUCCCUCUCCUACCAUUGCUCUAAUCCGGUAACACUCCCUCUAGUGUUGCAGAAUCUGAGAUAAAGAGAAGCUGAUCUCAGCUUCAGUCCCUCGCAGCAGGAAUCAGCAUCGAGCAUCUCCGUUUGGUGAUGAUGGGACAGACAACCGAAUACCAGCAGUUAAUCUGAUCAAACAGCUAAGGCACAACACACUGGUGGGGUUUUCCUGUUUGAUUCAACGCUGUGAGCCUACAGCUGUAAAAAAGCAGAGCCAAACAGGAAGUUCUUCGCUUGAAUUAAAAACCAUUCCUUAUAAUGGGUGUAACUGUCUACAACAUCUCCUCCACCUCAGCCAGGGUGAACUGGCCUGGCUCCCCCACCUGCCUGGACACCUUCUACAGCGUCAUGUACGACCCCAACUGGAACAGCCUCAUCAUGGGCUACAAGCGGAAAAGCUUCAAGCACGAGGAGCGCAUCCCUGUCAGCCAGACCAGCACAUACCUGGGCAACCUCCUACCCCAAACCGCCUACUUCCUGUGUGUGACAUGCCAGGCUGCUGAUCCGGUGCGGGAACAGUGCCAAGUGUUCAGCACCCCGAGCGAGAACAGCGAAGGCCACGACAGGGCAGGUUGGGAGGUGGCUGUGGGCGUGUGGCUGACUUGCUGCCUCUUGCUGCUGGUCAUUGCCGGCAUCCUUCUGUGGGGAUGCCUUCACAACAUGUGCUGCCUGCCAGGGAGAGCCCCCGAGAGCUGCCCCGUUGUGACCACCUCUGUCCGUCAAGACAUGUCCAGUUUGGGACACCUCUUCGCGGCCAGAAGCAGCAGCGAGGAAAGCAUGAAACGGGCCACUACCAUGGAGUCCUCGCUGAUGUUGGGGCAGCCCACUGGCCAUGUAAUUACCCCAGACCAUGAGAGCUGAAGAUGCUGGCUAAGCUGGCUGACAGAGAGCCAGCAUUAAUCGACUGGAUUAAGGUCAUCACAGUAUUGUUCUGCCCCGGUUGAAUUAUCACUGAAUGUUUUACCCUCUCAAUGAAAAUCCUAUUUGUGUUUACAGGAAUAUAUGUUUUCAUAGGAUCCAUUCAAAGCAACAUUUUAACCCUAACCCUAAACAUAUAAGCUGUUACAGGGGACAUGAUCACAGAAAUAUGAAGCUCACAGAAGGUUUAACCUUUGUGUUCCACUAGAUUUGUUUGCAAAGGGGUUUUUUCCUAAACAUUUUGCACAAGACUUAGAGACAUAAGACAAUUCAAUGUUUUCUAAAAUAAAGCUUCCCUUCCUCUAUA
Molecule: messenger RNA, 2704 nt
Organism: Girardinichthys multiradiatus
Lineage: Eukaryota; Metazoa; Chordata; Actinopteri; Cyprinodontiformes; Goodeidae
Product: fibronectin type III domain-containing protein 9
Exons: 2
Coding region: 1738-2340 (200 amino acids)
Molecular function (GO): protein binding
Source: RefSeq, a predicted model, not a curated record